This is a messenger RNA of Quercus robur (English oak), 636 nucleotides long. RefSeq lists its product as uncharacterized. Bases 1 to 636 code for a protein of 211 amino acids. Lineage: Eukaryota; Viridiplantae; Streptophyta; Magnoliopsida; Fagales; Fagaceae. The transcript has a single exon. The record is from RefSeq and is a predicted model, not a curated record.
AUGUCAUCUUUGCUGCUCCUGGGAAAGACUGGUUCUCAUCCCUCUAGGAUGAUGUCUAUAGCUUGGCCGCUUGCCGAGGACUUUAAUUCUGAGCCAAAAAGGGAUAGAGUUGAGAUCCGACCGGCACUGAGUUUUUCAGAUGAGGACAAAGUUGGAACCAUACAGCCACGUGAUGAUACUUUAGUGGUCACCCUCAGGAUAGGAGGGUAUGAUGUGAAGAGGGUGUUGGUUGACCAGGGCAGCUAUGCAGAGAUUAUGUACCCUAACUUGUACAAAGGGCUGAACUUGAAGCCCGAGGAUUUGAUAGCCUAUGAUUCACCUUUGGUAAGCUUUGAUGGGAAAGUUAUCAUUCCAAAGGGUCAGAUUAGACUGUCCGUACAGGCGGGGUCUGAAGUGGUGGAGGUGGACUUUAUUGUAGUGAAUACUUAUUCCCCUUACAUAGCCAUUGUGGCAAGGCCCUGGCUCCAUGUCUUGAGAGCUGUUUUUUCCACCUUGCAUCUGAAGGUUAAGUAUCCGUCUGGGAACCAGAUUGAGGAAUUAAUUGGGAGCCAAUCUAUGGCUAGGCAGUGCUUGGUAGCUACAAUUAUGUAUCAGCCUAAGGUUGAAUCCUCAACCUCCACUAAGGGGGGCUCAUAG